AUGUCGACGCAGUUGGCUCCUUCUCCUUCAACUACCACGACGCCGCGUUGGGACAGCCGGAACACAAGCUUUAUUUCUCCUACUCGUCUACAGGAACUCCGUGCCAAUACCCCACGACAUCACUUCACUUCAUCCCCCCAGCAACAGCCGCUGCAGUCUUCUCAGCCAACUUCGCCGCUAUCAGCUCCGCCAAUGGAUGCUGCUCAGCGCCCACAACAACAGGGCCACGGUCGCGCUUCCUCUUUCUUUGCUUCCUUUCGCAAGCAGCAGCAGCAGCAGCAUCCUGACGCUCAGCAGAACGGCCCACAAGUCCAGCGCAAUCCUUCCUUACUUUCACGAACAAAUUCUAAUAAUCCUAUCGGACCACCUCCACCACCACCUCACCACUCGGAAACCGCAGCUUCAGGCGCGCAGCGACCACCGAUUGCUCGUUCACCCACACAAGCUAACCCUAACUGGCUCUCAGAACAUCCCGAAAUUCGUUCCGUUGUCGGCCUGACCAUCGCACAUGCCCAUAAAAUCUACUUCUCUGGUCCUCUCAUUCGCAAGAUUGAGCGUGGCGCCGAAGGUCAGCGGCCGACGAAAGAUGAAGGAUGGGUCGAAGUCUGGGCGCAGCUAGGCGGCACGACUCUCAGUGUAUGGGACAUGAAGCAGAUCAAAGAGGCCAGCCAGCAGGGCAAAGAGGUGCCGCCUGCCUAUGUAAAUACAACCGAUGCUUUUGUCACCGUUUUGGGUUCCAUUACGGUUCCUGCCACUCCUUCUCAAGCAGCCCAGCGCUACGCAAAUGUUCUCACUCUUAACACCGCAGGCUCAAACCUGCUAUUAUUUUCAUGUCCCUCCCCAGAAUCACUCAUUUCAUGGGCCGCUGCCCUUCGUCUCUCCGCUUGGGAGAAAUCCCGUCUUGAAGAAAUAUAUACCGCGCACUUGAUCAGAAUAUUCCUCAAAGCUCCCGAUAUGCCGUCAAUGCUCAACCGCGGCCGCAUGGAAGGUUGGGCACGGAUUCGCAUAUCUGGCCAGACCGAUUGGAAACGUGUAUGGAUAGUCGUUAGCGCAGCGACCGAAGGCGAGCGUACCAGUAAUGACGGCAAUGGCCCAAGUUCGUCGCCGACACUUGGAGUGGGGACCAAGAAGAAGCGAAUGUCCAAUUUAUUUGGCCGUGAAGCUAGCCCUCAACGUUCAGGUCCAUCCAAGGCUUGCUUCACCAUGUUUGCGUCUCAGAAAGUCAAAGACAAGAAGAAGGCCUUUCUUACCAUGACUGACAUUACCCAAGCCUUUGCCGUUUAUCCAGAGAGACCUGAACUGAUUAGUAGGAGCACUCUGAUAAAGGUCGAAGGGCGCAUUGGUAUGGAAGAUACCGCUGGUGGAAUGCGGAAUCGUGAAGGCUGGGUUCUCGUAAUGCCGGAGCUAGAACCUGAAAUGAGCCAGGCAACUGAGAUGUUGAAAUGGGUUGAGGCUUUCCAUGACGCGUUCAUGCUAUAUGGACGUCCUCAAUCAUGGGUGUGGGACCCUCGGAAUCCUAUAUCCUUAAUGUUUGCCUAUCCUGUUGGACCACAGAAAGAUCUUCUCUUCCUUGACAGGGAACUAGCGGAGACGCUGGACCCUCGAGACGACGCAACUUCUAUCGUCCGUUCCCGACUUCUUGGUAUUCUCCAUGAUCGUAUGCGGGGCAUGGAGCCGCCGGCGCCUCAAAAUCAUAUACAAGCGUCGUCUUUGACUUCUACUGGUCUCGGUAAUGGCCCGCAACAGUCCCGAACAGUCUUAUCUGGACCUCAGUUGCCACCUCUCAGCUUCGACAACACACAAAAUCAGCCUCAAGAACGACAUCUACUUACACCCAUCACGGAGCAAAGCAGUAUUUACACUCAUGGGCGACCGAUGUCUGUUGACGGGCAGAGUAUCUUAGGGCGGCGUCAGUCAGCGAACGUGACUACUGCGACACAGUCACCUGUGCCUGAGGAAUCUGGGGCCAAGGAGUCUACUUUCCAGUCUGCCGAAGCUACGCCGCACUCUCCCAGCUCCUUACCAAAGAGUCCGGCCCAACCGUUAGUAGCUGUUCCCGACAAGGAUAACGUAACUGGUGGACUGUCUAACCAAGGACCAAACCGUUCAAGCCACGAAAUCCAGCAAGCACCCAAAAGGUCAUCCUUGGAACCACCUUCGCCUCGAGCGCCAACUUCACCAAAAGUGCAAACGCCCGUUUCGUCGAAACCGCUUCCAAGUUCUCACCCCGUGCCAUCUCCGACAACGUCUCCAGCUCCUGGAUUGCAAGAGAACACACGUUCAUAUUCUCCUUCAUCAGUACUGACUUCGCCCUACUCUGCUGCCACUCAUUCGGCGUUAGGUGCAUCUGUUAUGACAUCCCCAUCCGCUCUAACGUCGCCAUAUUCAUUGGAAACGCCCAUUUCUCCCUCAUCACCAACAGCUGCAAGGCGAUCAUCCCAUCUACCACCAAUACCCCAAGGAACUCCUCCGGGAGCAGCAGAAGACAGCAUUGGCGGUGAGGCGGGGGCAUUAUACUUCAUGCAGUUUGACAAUAAGGGACCAUCUCCAGUCACAUCCCCACGUCUAGUACCUCCACCUGCAGAAAAUGAGAAAGAUGAAGAUUCGUCGUCGAUUGAAUCAGAACUCAAGCCUACGAGCGCCACAAGUCGUGUGUCCGUGACAUCGAGUCCUGCUACAAGCACGCGGUCACCACAUCGUACAGGCACACCGAAAGCUUUCGCGGACCAACCGGCGUCACCCCCAAGGGAACGGCUGAGCCCGAUUUCGCGGCAGGCCCUCGGGCGAAAACCAUCAGGAGCACGUGCUCAGACCAAAAAAGCGCAACGCGUCUCUUCACCUUCACCACCGCCCGUCCUUGAAGAAGAUACCCAGAGUGACGACAGCAUGGAUCCCGAAAUUCGUACGCGAGCUGCAGCUGAUAUCGGACCUGUUGAUGAGGGCAACCUUGAUGCGCUGGCAGCCUUGUCAUACCUCGACGAUGACCAACCACCCCCGCCAUCUCACACGACGAAAGGACACGUGGAACCACUUCGGACUCGUCAUGGAGAGCAACUACUCCCGACGCCGCCGCAACCAGCGACUGGAGAACCGGCAGCACCCUAUAAAUCCUCUUUUGCGCCGUCCAAGUCGGCGGCAGAGCGGAAAGCAAAGGUUCAAGCGCAACAGGCAGCGCAGCAAGCCGCAGCGCACCGUCCCGGGAGAGCCAAUGGUCGAAAGAAGCCGAGGGGUAAUGAUGCGUGGGUUGAGAGCAGUGAAGAAGACGAGGAAGAGGAGGAAGAGGAGGAAGAGGAGGAGGAUGUCGAUUCUGAUAAAGAGCCUGCCACGAGACCGCCUUCAGCCCCUGCCUCCACCAGCACCCAUACCGCCAAACCGCAGUCUGAUUAUGGACCUGAUCAGUCCCAGUACACUCAUUUGCGACCGCCCAGGACGUUGCCUCAAAUUCCAGGAAGCCGACCUAAAUCCGCUGAACCUGAAGAGUUCCCUCAACGUCGGAAUGAUUCUGAACAGCAACAUUCCGAAGCCGCCAGACGUACUCAGUACGACGAAGGCACGCAGAUCCGCUCUCAAGCCGAUUAUCCACAGCUCGGUGCUGCUCGUCAGUCAAUGUGGAGUCAAGUUCUCGAUCCAGGACGUCCUGCUGUUCUAUCCCAGGAACGUGAUACAUUUGUCCAACUUGAGUCACCUUCGCAGACCAUGACGAAAGCCUUCACACCGCAAGGUUUGCUGUCAGCAGGUCUUCAAGACAAACAGGAUCGUUCUGCGAAACGUCAGGAAGAACUCGCGCGUGAAAACGGUGCCUCACUCAUCAAUGUUCCUAACAAGCCUCCGCCACCGCAGACUGGUCUGCUGGGCGCUAUUACUGCUCACGAACGAGAACGAAAGCGUGAAGGCGGCGUUGGGGCUGCAUUGACAGAACGCGAGCGGGAAAAACGGAUGGUGGAGGAGAGACAGCGCAAGUUCGACGAGCAGCAGCGUCAACAGAUGGAGAUGGGAUCGAUGUAUGGCGGGCAGUUCAAUGGGUUCAAUCCGAUGAUGAACCCAAUGAUGAUGGGUAUGAUGGGUAUGAAUCCGAUGAUGACUGGGCAAGGGAUGAACCCGAUGAUGACCGGGCAGGGGAUGAAUCCAAUGAUGACUGGGCAGGGGAUGAAUCCAAUGAUGACCGGUCAAGCCAUGAAUCCGAUGAUGACUGGGCAGGGCAUGAACCCAAUGAUGACAGGUCAGGGCAUGAAUCCAAUGAUGUCCGGUUUCCCUGGGAUGAUGCCCGGUUACAAUCCCCAGCAGAUGUUCGCUGCACAACAAGCUGCUCAGGCGUACCAACAAGCUAUGAUGGCGUUCUCUGUCGCUGGUUCGCAAGCUGGAGGUGAUGGUGCAGGAGUUCCCCAGCAGCCGCUUAAUCCCAUGAUGACGGGUGGGUUUGACCCUCGCAUGUCGAUGAUGAGUAUGCCAAUGAUGGGGGGACAGGUGCCGUCGUUGGGUAUGCAGAUGACAGGCAUGUCGAGCUUUGAUCCGCGAUUCACUCCGAAUAAUGGUCUUCAAGAUUCAAGUCUUCAACCACCUAACGCCCUUUCCGGUUCACCAAAACAAUAUGCUUCGAAUGCAAGCUCUCCCGUUGGUCGUGGAUCUCCACUUGCUAGG
Desarmillaria tabescens is the source of this 4638-nucleotide messenger RNA. RefSeq lists its product as uncharacterized. The annotation marks the transcript as partial. The record is from RefSeq and is a predicted model, not a curated record. The transcript has 6 exons. NCBI's taxonomy places the organism in Eukaryota, Fungi, Basidiomycota, Agaricomycetes, Agaricales, Physalacriaceae.